This is a messenger RNA of Saimiri boliviensis boliviensis (Bolivian squirrel monkey), 3934 nucleotides long. It is a transcript of the gene ENPEP, whose product is annotated as glutamyl aminopeptidase. Gene Ontology annotation, molecular function: zinc ion binding; metalloaminopeptidase activity; peptide binding. The record is from RefSeq and is a predicted model, not a curated record. Gene Ontology annotation, cellular component: plasma membrane; cytoplasm. Gene Ontology annotation, biological process: proteolysis; regulation of blood pressure; peptide catabolic process. NCBI's taxonomy places the organism in Eukaryota, Metazoa, Chordata, Mammalia, Primates, Cebidae.
GUUUUAUAUUUAACCCGCUGCAGUGCAGGAGGGGUAGGGGUGGAGAUGCGUCGUUUAUAAGGGGAGCUGUGACAGUCUUCUCUGCAGUCCUCUUCCUCCCACUCGGCUCCUCUUACGGAGUCCUCGUUCCACCCCCCUUGUUUCCGCAUUCAUCCCGAGUGGCUGGUGGGAACGUGAAAAGGGAGAGCAAAGACGCAAGACGCCAGAGAGAGGUGUGGAGAAAGCGAAAACAGGCUGCCAAACCAGGGGAUUCCUUCCAAUUUAAAAAGGAAGUCUGCUGACGUUAGUUAGUUAAAUUUAACAUCUUUUUAUGUGUAACACUUGACUUCGGAAGCAAAAAUGAACUUUGCGGAGGGAGAGGGCUCUAAGAGAUACUGCAUUCGAACGAAACAUGUGGCCAUUCUCUGUGCGGUGGUGGUGGGUGUAGGAUUAAUAGUGGGACUUGCCGUGGGCUUGACCAGAUCGUGUGGCUGCACCGGGGACGGCGGGGCGGGUACUGCGCCGGCUCCUUCCCAGCAGCCUUCUUCCACGGCCAGCCCCUCGGGGCCGCCUGCCCAGGACCAGGGCAUCUGCCCUGCCAGUGAGGAUGAGAGCGGACAGUGGAAAAACUUCCGGCUGCCAGACUUCAUCAACCCUGUCCACUACGACUUGCACGUGAAACCCCUGCUGGAGCAGGACACCUACACCGGCACCGUGAGCAUCUCCAUCAACCUGAGCGCGCCCACCCGCCACCUGUGGCUGCACCUCCGGGAGACCAGGAUCACCCAGCUCCCUGUGCUGAAGAGGCCAUCGGGGGACCAGGUGCAAGUCCGGAGGUGUUUUGAGUACAAACCGCAGGAGUACGUGGUGCUCGAGGCAGAGGAAGAGCUUACCCCCAGCGGUGGAGAUGGCCUCUAUCUCCUGACCAUGGAGUUCGCCGGCUGGCUGAACGGCUCCCUCGUGGGGUUUUACAGAACCACCUACACGGAGAACGGACAAAUCAAGAGCAUAGCAGCCACCGAUCAUGAACCAACAGAUGCCAGAAAAUCCUUCCCUUGUUUUGAUGAGCCCAACAAAAAGGCAACUUAUACAAUAUCUAUCACCCAUCUCAAAGAAUAUGGAGCACUUUCAAAUAUGCCAGUGGCGAAAGAAGAGUCAGUGGAUGAUAAAUGGAAUCGAACAACUUUUGAGAAGUCUGUCCCCAUGAGCACGUACCUGGUGUGCUUUGCCGUACAUCAGUUUCACCCUGUAAAGAGAAUAUCGAAUAGUGGAAAGCCUCUCACAAUUUAUGUCCAGCCGGAGCAAAAGCACACAGCAGAAUAUGCCGCAAACAUAACUAAAAGUGUGUUUGAUUAUUUUGAAAAAUACUUCGGUAUGAAUUAUUCUCUUCCUAAAUUAGAUAAAAUAGCUAUUCCAGAUUUCGGCACUGGUGCUAUGGAGAACUGGGGACUCAUCACUUACAGAGAAACGAACCUGCUUUAUGACCCUGAGGAAUCAGCCUCAUCAAACCAACAGAGGGUGGCCGCUGUGGUUGCCCAUGAACUUGUGCAUCAGUGGUUUGGAAAUAUUGUGACCAUGGACUGGUGGGAAGACUUGUGGCUAAAUGAAGGAUUUGCUUCAUUCUUUGAGUUUCUGGGAGUAAACCAUGCAGAAACAGACUGGCAAAUGCGUGACCAAAUGUUACUUGAAGAUGUAUUACCUGUACAAGAGGAUGAUUCUUUGAUGUCUUCACAUCCAAUUGUUGUCACUGUGACAACCCCUGCUGAAAUAACAUCUGUUUUUGAUGGAAUAUCCUACAGCAAGGGAGCUUCCAUUUUGAGAAUGCUUGAAGACUGGAUACAACCAGAGAAUUUUCAAAAAGGAUGUCAGAUGUACUUGGAAAAAUACGAAUUCAAGAAUGCAAAAACUGCUGAUUUUUGGGCAGCACUAGAAGAGGCAAGUGGGCUACCAGUGAAAGAGGUAAUGGACACCUGGACCAGACAGAUGGGUUAUCCUGUGCUUAAUGUGAAUGGUGUUAAGAAUAUUACACAGAAACGCUUUCUGUUGGAUUCAAGAGCGAACCCUUCUCAGCCUCCUUCAGAUCUGGGUUAUACAUGGAAUAUUCCAGUUAAAUGGACUGAAGAUAAUAUAUCAAGCAGUGUGUUAUUUAAUAGGUCAGAAAAAGAAGGAAUCACUUUGAACUCUUCUAAUCCUAGUGGAAAUGCUUUUCUCAAAAUAAACCCAGAUCAUAUUGGGUUUUAUCGUGUAAAUUAUGAAGUAGCAACUUGGGACUCUAUAGCUGCAGAGCUCUCCUUGAACCACAAGAAUUUUUCUUCAGCUGACCGUGCAAGUCUUAUUGAUGAUGCUUUUGCCUUGGCAAGAGCCCAACUUCUAGAUUAUAAGGUGCCUUUGAACUUGACCAAGUAUCUCAGAAGGGAAGAGGACUUUUUACCAUGGCAGAGAGUCAUUUCAGCUGUAACCUACAUCAUUAGCAUGUUUGAAGAUGAUAAAGAGCUAUAUCCUAUGAUUGAGGAAUACUUCCAAGUUCAAGUGAAGCCUAUUGCAGAUUCUCUGGGAUGGAAUGAUACUGGAGACCACCUCACAAAGUUACUCCGUUCCUCUGUGUUAGGGUUUGCGUGCAAGAUGGGAGACAGAGAAGCCUUGGACAAUGCUUCCCUGUUAUUUGAGCGAUGGCUAACUGGGACUGAAAGGAUUCCUGUAAAUCUCAGGCUUCUGGUGUAUCGGUAUGGGAUGCAGAACUCUGGCAAUGAGACUUCAUGGAACUAUACUCUUGAGCAAUACCAGAAAACUUCAUUAGCUCAAGAAAAAGAAAAACUGCUCUAUGGAUUAGCAUCAGUAAGGAAUGUUACUCUCUUGUCAAGGUAUUUGGAUUUGCUCAAGGACACAAACCUUAUUAAAACUCAGGAUGUGUUUACAGUCAUUCGAUAUAUCUCAUAUAACAGCUAUGGGAAGAACAUGGCCUGGAAUUGGAUACAACUCAACUGGGACUAUCUAGUUGACAGAUAUACACUCAAUGACCGAAACCUUGGCCGAAUUGUCACAAUAGCAGAGCCAUUCAACACUGAAAUGCAACUGUGGCAGAUGGAGAGCUUUUUUGCAAAAUAUCCACAAGCUGGAGCAGGAGAAAAACCUAGGGAGCAAGUGCUGGAAACAGUGAAAAACAACAUCGAGUGGCUAAAACAACAUAGAAACACCAUAAGAGACUGGUUUUUUGAUUCAAUUGCAAAUAGUUAAUGUGUUCAAAUGUUACAGUUUAAUUUUGUGAAUCUGUUGUUUCUCUUACAAGCAUGAUGGAGGAAGCCUUAUAAACAGAUAUUGCUUUUACUAAGCACUGUGUUUAUAUGUCUUGCAAAGCCUUUAAAUUGUUCCUCUUUGUUUAUGAAGAAAGAUACUAAUAGAGUAUUUAAUAUACUCAGGGAUUUCUUCUAAGUGUACUUCAUAGGAGAUUUCUUUACAAACUGAAGAUAAUUUAAUAGUCAUUUUAAUAUCUUUAAAUAUCAUUCUUUGUAUCUUAAAUCUGUGAAGUAGAACAAUUUGGUCUUAGCUUUACAUUUUUAGUACCAAAGAAACACCACUUAAUCUUCUCUCUUGAUUGAUUUUUAAAGUUUAAAUACCAGUACUUGAGGGACCAAUAUUACCAUCUUAAUCUUUAUUUUAUUAUUCAGAAUUACAAAGACCUAAUAUCGUUUUAUUCACAUAUGUCUUACUACUUUAAAUCCUACCAACAUAACCUGGGCUUAAGUUUUACUUGAGGAGCACAUGAAUUAGCCAAAAGCAAGGCUGACUGUUGCCUUUGCUCUUAUAAAAUCAACAAGAGAACUCUCCUCUCCUUUUAAAAAUAAAUCUAAAUGAUUACCUUGAAAAAGUAUUGUUUUCCAGUGUCACUUUACUCUUGAAUAAAAAUGACUGCAGUGUUCCCCAAAUAAUUGAACACAUUACAAAUAUGAUUCAAGAA